Molecule: messenger RNA, 967 nt
Organism: Gadus chalcogrammus (walleye pollock)
Lineage: Eukaryota; Metazoa; Chordata; Actinopteri; Gadiformes; Gadidae
Product: synaptoporin-like
Exons: 5
Coding region: 1-678 (225 amino acids)
Cellular component (GO): synaptic vesicle membrane; synaptic vesicle
Source: RefSeq, a predicted model, not a curated record
AUGGACAAGGAAAUGUGCUUUUUGUGCAACUUGACGGCCAUCUUCGCGUUUGGAAGCUGCGGUGGUUAUUCCGGGACAAACGUCAUCUCUCUCUUCUGUGGAAAUGGGACGAACGAGACGCUCUCCGCUGCCUUCAGCUACCCCUUCAGGUUAAGCGAGGUUUCACUGGUCGAGUCAAACCUGACUUUCUGCAACCACACGGCUGGCCCCACCCACCUGGUGGGAGACUCCGCCUCCUCGGCAGAGUUCUUUGUGGGCGUGGGCGUGGUCUGCUUCCUGUACUCCAUGGUGGCACUGCUCGUGUAUCUGGGCUACAUGCACGUGUACAAGGACUCCGACUUCGGGCCCAUCAUUGACUUCCUGCUGACGGCGGCGCUGGCCUUCCUCUGGCUGGUGAGCUCGUCGGCGUGGGCCAGGGGGCUGCAGACCGUGAAGCACGCCACCGGGGACGCGGGCAUCGCCGCCACGCUGGGUGUCUGCGCGCAGGGCGACGUCACCUGCCGGGUCACGGAGUUCGCCAGCCUGCGGUCCCUGAACGUCUCCGCGGUGUUUGGCUUCCUGAACCUUUGUGUGUGGGCGGGCAACGCCUGGUUCGUGUACAAAGAGACCCGCUGGCACGCACAGAAACACGGGGGCCAGGCGGUCCCCCAAAGGACCCAGGUCCCCGCAGCCAUAUGAACACACACGCACGCACACACACAUCAGAUAAACAUAUGUAAACACACACAGGGUGACUGAACGCAGUUGCCCACAAAAGCCGUAAGCGCAAAUAUAAACAAAGAACACGCACACACACACACACACACACACACACACACACAGUGCCUUUUGAAGAUGAAGAGUUAAUACUGCCAGUUAGUAAAGAAAAAAGGAAAUAUAUAUUGGUGCUAUCAUCCACAUUGUACAAAACGAUCUCACACACACAUACACACAUGCACGCACACCUGCACGCAUACAUACAUACAUA